This is a messenger RNA of Aspergillus lentulus, 6057 nucleotides long. RefSeq names its product putative transcriptional corepressor of histone genes (Hir3) (gene hir3). Gene Ontology annotation, molecular function: protein binding; nucleosome binding. Lineage: Eukaryota; Fungi; Ascomycota; Eurotiomycetes; Eurotiales; Aspergillaceae. Gene Ontology annotation, biological process: G protein-coupled receptor signaling pathway; chromatin organization. The record is from RefSeq and is a predicted model, not a curated record. Gene Ontology annotation, cellular component: nucleus; HIR complex.
AUGUCAAGCUGGGUGGCGUUGAAUAUUGAGCCUGACGAGGCAAUUGAAGAAGAGGUCGAUGAUACGAAGGAGAUACAGAUUGAAGAAGCUUUGAAGCUCUAUCAAAACGCCCUCAAGCUACACUCGCAGGGUCCACAGUUUUAUUCCCAAGCUGCGGAGGCCUACGAAGCUCUCCUGAAUUCGGAAAUCUUCAAAUAUCCCGAAUCGAUUUCUGACUUUAAAAGAUCUGCUCUGCAAGACUCCGAGGCACAUCUUGAUGAUGAUGUCGCAGUAAUCGGCGCAGCAGAGACAUUUGCAGAUUUCAAUGUCACCGAUUCGACAUCUAGCACUCUGUUACAGACGAUCUAUUUGUCCUAUAAGAACCAUGGGCAAUUUACGCUUGAUUCUCUGCAAGCUUUUCUACAGGAGAACCCCAGAACUUCUGACAAAGCCCGGGAGAUUCUGUCCGAAGUGAACAAGCGUACGCACGCUGCUUUAGCUUCUUUUGCCGAAGCUUUGGAACGCGAUGAUACCGAUCUUAAUCUUUGGAGACGGAGUGCGAGGUUAUCUAGCGCUCUGCACAGCUACAGACUAGCUCGAUACUGCUUGGAAAGCGUUCUCGCGGAUGACGAGAAUCGCUUAGAAGUUCGAACAGAUCAGCUAGGCUUGGACGAGACUUUUGCCCAAGGCCAGCUUCGGGAGACCCUUCAGGCGCUCGACGACAAUCUAUCCGUCUCUCAGGUUCCAUUGAAGAAACCAAAACAGGCUCUUCUCAAGUUCCUCGAACGUCAAAAGGAUCCCUAUCCUUAUCUUCCCGCCCUCCCCAGUCAUGUGAGGGAUGAAGACCCUUCCAAAAACCCGUUGGCCCUUCGUGCGUCCUGUUAUCAACUGACCCCCGCGACCCAUACAUGGGCUGCUGUCGGCGACUCCAUCCUUCAGGCUCUAAUUGACAUGGAGCUUGAUGCGUCAAAAUUUGGUCCUGGAACCUCAAUUAGCUUUUCGAUGCCAGACUCCACGGCGGAUCUCCAAUCCUCGGCCGCUGGAGAAGUCGCAGAUCAGGAUCAGUCUUCCCGUACGGAGAACGGCGAGUCUGCUCAUCACAUACCAGAACAGGACGCCGAGAUAACAGUCACUACUGAAAGUGCAGCACCUAAGACACUCAAAAAGUCUCAGGACGCCGGCUCGAUUUCAGAACACGCUGAUGAUCAAUCGUCCAUAGACCAGCGAGCUGAAAAGCAGCUUAUGGAAUCUCUUGAGAAUCAAUCGGCGCGGCAACAUGAUAGUGCGACUGUGCAGGACGCCCCAAAUGUUGAUGAAGUCGAGCCUAACCCAUCAAGUGCUGGUCGGAAGAGGUCGUCUGCAUCCGCUGCGAAUGAGGACUACCAGGCCGAACCUGUUAGGACGAAGAGCAGAAGAACCCGCCUACGAGACUCAAUCGCAGAAACUUCGCUCCAAUCUGAUGAGGUUUCUUUCGAUCAGAAUAAAUAUUAUGAGGAUCGCUUGCAAACUUACGUUGAAGCCGACGAGUGGAUGUUUGACACGGUCGGGCCCCUACUGUCAAAGCUUGGAGUUGACAAGCUGGAGAGUCUUGAUGAACUGCGGAGACAAGCUGCAGCCAACUGUUCGAAAUCUCCCGUGGAGAAAUCAGGCAAUCAGCCCACGUCAGCGGUACAUGUGCUGUAUCGGGAUCUGGACAGUAUCGUCAAAACCUGGGACGAAGCAAAAUCCCAAGCAAUGCUGCAAGAUGAUACUUCGUUGACCUUCCAGGAGAUGAAAGCCAUGGACAACUCUGGCUUGGCCAUCUUCCUGGAGCAUUCGAGGAAAUCUGCUCGCAAACCCGGACUCAAGCCCAGCUUUACGGACGACAAAGUUCUGAGCAAGUUCUUGAAGGGUGUCAAUGACGAAUGGCUCCACCUUCAUGAAGUAGCCUUUGCCUGGCUCAAACUCGUUCUAAUGCCGGUGUAUGGGAAGUCGCCCGUGCGGAAGAACUCGCGCUCCAAAAAAUGGCCAGUUGUGGAGUCAGCAUACGUAGCCUUUCAGUGGCCAGACAUGCUCAAAGAAAAGGUGGUCCAAAUAUUGAUACGAGACGACGAGUACAUCUUCAGAAAAAUGCUUGAACAGGCCGAGCAAACUGAACUUCAAAUCCUCAACCAUACGCCCCAAACGCCAUUCAAGUAUACUCGUGAUCAUUUCGCUUACUUGGAGAUGGCCCAGACAAUAUUCGAGAUCCACCUCGACGUUUAUGCCUCCAUUAACAAUCCCCACAGUGAGGUUGACCAGGAUAUAAGACUUGUGCAGCGGGAUCGUCUGAUGAGAUGGAGCUUGCUUGCAAGAACAGCUUUGAGUCACUAUCUGGAUCAUGGCCCAUCGAAAAAGGAUAGCCAGAAUACCAUUAUUCUUCGCCAUAUAUGGGCGUCGACUUUUCAUUCCAAUAUGGAGCCAGACGUUCAUCGUGAGCACAUACUGCUGUGUCUUCAAGAGUUGAAAGAAAUUUUGCAUCGCCUGAGUAUUCAAGAGAUCCAUCUUAUGAACAACGCGAUGAUGCCUGAGUUGUCAGCGGAUGCGAUCGACCAGGAAAUCUCAAAAUUGAACUCCAUGGACUUUUUCAUGAAGAUUUUCACCCCUGGUUCGGAGGAUCCUGUCGAACUCAUCGAAACGAUUGAGCCGAUUAUAGAGCCCUCAUCAGUUGAAAUUCCCGAGGAGAGCGAAUUUAAUGACCAGUCGCUUUCACAGUCCAUGUUACAACUUAAGGAGAUGCGCUCAUUCUUGGACCGAGGAGAUGCUAUGCUAAAACUGUUCUUGUGGCAAAGACUUCGGGAUGCCUAUCAGGCGAUCGACUAUCCUCCUAAAGUAGUCUCAUGCUACCUUCGCAGUGUUGAGACGAUAAUUCAAGAACUUCUUGGCAAUUCGUAUCUCGAAGAAAGUAACGAGCACCGAGAAAUAGCGUUGAUUCGAUGGCUCAAAUCUCUUGACCGCAUUCUAAUGAAGCUGGUGACACUGGUCCUUCAGCAAUCUGACAAGGCGUACGAGUGUCUUGAUAUGGAACAUCUGAGGUCUUCCAUGUCAGCCCUGACCAUCAUGACAAAUCUUCUACACAGCUUUGCUCUUUACGAAGACUCCGUCCGUGUCGGGCAAACACCGUCGUCCUCCAUGCGCGGUUCGUUGUCUAAAACCCUGGGAAAUUUCACGGAGAAGUUAAGGGAGAUGGAGGUUCGCUGUUGGAUCUUACAAUACACGCUUCUUAAAGAAGCAAUUACCCAGAACGGGGAUCUCUUCGAGACUCCUCUCGAGGACCGUAUUCUCUUCCUACGCUCUGUGCACAAUGCUCUUGGCGUUCGUAAGAUGUGCAAACGGUCCAACAAGCAGUUCCUCAAGUUGAUGAAGGCUGAAUUCUUCAGCUUGGAGUCGAAGGAAGACUACGAGUCUGAGAUUUGCCAGAUUCUUUGGGAUCUUUACGGCAUCAAUCUCUCUCCCUCCGGGGUUUUCUUGUUUGAGCAUGAGUGUCCGCCGGAAAAGCUCGAUCGUCCAACGGCUAUCAAAAUGAUUGAUUUUGUCUUGAAAUUGGCGAAACGCAUGAGUAUCAAAGACUUGUCAAAAUCAGAGCUGAAAUCCACAAUUGAGAAGAUACAGCAAGCCAUUGGAACAACAAAAUCGUCGCCACCUCUUACAUAUAACAAGCGCAUUCUGUCGGCUUACCUGAAGUCGCCAAUCAAUCCGACUGAACUCUUCCGCGCAGUCCGAGGUGUUGCGGAUCUCCCGCUGAUCCCAGUACCUACUGAGAGCGCGGUCAUUGCCCAAAAUGGAUGGUAUUUUCUGUUGGGCCAUGCAGCCCUGACCAAGUUCCGCUCUCAAAAGCGCCUGAAUCCGGUGCCGACUACUGAUCUUGAUGAAGCCAUCACCUUCUUCAGACAAGAUCUAGAACACGCUACUGGAAGAUGGGAGUCUUGGUACAGGCUUGCUCAGACCUAUGACUCAAAGUUGGAAGAAGAUAUCACUUGGUCUGCGGACAAAAUCAACAACAAUCGAACUGAGCUAGUGACUUGGCAACGGAACGCCAUCCACUGCUAUGCAAUGGCGGUCGCGACAGCAAUCAGGAACGCUGAGCCGACUCCUGAAACCCGAGCGACCUUGUCCGAGCUCUACACCGAUUUUGGUAUUCGGCUCUACUCGUCUUCCCGCGAACCCCUUUCUAUGGCCGCCUUCAGUCUUGCAGACUUUACCCGUCAUUACAGUAACGAAGAGAGCCAGCGGAUGUACCAAGGGAAACCCUUCAAGGAGAUGAGGUUGUACUCCGUGUGGAACUUGGCAAGAUACCUUCUUAAGCGCGCAACCAUUGACAAACCCAAGAGUUGGAUGAAUCACUACAUGUUGAGCAAGUGUCUCUGGAAGAUGUUCAGUUGUGACGAUUCCGUGAGGGGAAAUGUUCAGCGUAUCAGCGUCGAUGAUCUUCUGGAUUCGCUACUUGAUGCCAUCGAUACACUUCCCCAACGCAAAGAUUCACGCUCGGAUCCUAUUUUUGAACCCCACUACAAACUGGUCUCGAUCGUCCAUAAGUUAGUCGAUCGAGGCACACUCACGCCAGCUGAAGGAAGUCAAACCCUCAUGGCCACCCCAUUGGCUCGUAAAGUCCAGCCUCCCGAAGACAAGGCCGGAUGGAAACCAUAUAUUCUGGAGGUACUCCGGCGCUUGAAGCAUGCGGAUAAAUCGAAUUGGCAUCAUCGCAUGGCUGUUCGGGCUGCACACGUUACAUAUGACGACACCAAGGACGGUGUCUCGGCGGCAGCAGCCAAAAACGAACUUACGCAGCAGAUCUUCACCAAGACUAUGACUAUCCAGGUCUGGAGGCCGGAGUUCGAGCGUCCUGGAAGACAUUUCGUGUAUACUACCCGAUAUGUAUACUUCUUCGUUAGUCUGCUGGAUCAACUCAAUGACCGAGCCAAUCUGGAUCAGCUAUUGCGUCGCGUGAGAAAGAAGCAAGGUGAUUUCAUCAACCACGCCAAGCUAUGGGAGGAUGUCUGCCUUACCUACGCAAAGGUCAUUCGAAGAGCAGGCAGCAUCAACGAGGGACAUGAAGAGAAUGUAUUCAAACCAAUCGGAUGGGAAGAAUUCGUGGCCAACACAGCCCGCCUGGAGAAUCUUCCCCAGCUAGCACCGGGCAGCCAAGUUCUACUGGAACUGCUUCGCGACGCUAUCGAACUGAAAAAGCUCAACAAUAACCUUAUGAAAGUAUCUUUGCUCGAGGACCUGAUCGCCGACCUAUACUCCCGCCUCUACGAGAUUAACAUGCCCCAAGUCCUCGAGCAAGCCAACGAGGAAAACAAAGAGAAAAUGAAAGUCGACCACCUGCUCAUGGCCAGCGACGGAGCCGCAGACACCCCGACGCCUCCGAACUCAGCGCCCGCCUCGGAAGCGCCCGCGCCUCGAGGGCGCACCAAGGGCAUCGCCCGAAGGGACGUCCAAAAGCGAGCCGAAACGAUCGUCAACCGCAAACUCACCCCGCGCGCGCCGGCCGCGAAGACAUCGGUGCCUGCGGAGUCCGAGCCACCCGCUACGUCUGAGCCUGCCGAACCUUCGGGGAAUCAGCCCAGUAAGACCAGUUUCGAAACGGGCCAGCAGAGCGAUCUUCCCCAGAGCAUUCAAGAUAGCGCCGACGAUGAGAGCGAGCUCAGCGAGAUUGAUGACGAGAAGUUAUCGAAGCUCGCGGCGGAGCGUAAGCUCCUCUUCCCUAAUCUACGGGAUCGGAUUUCGCCGGAUCCUGAUUCGGAGAUGUCCGUUCCUGCCAGCGUUGAUGGUGACGCGGUAGACGAGGUUGGGGAUGGCGAUGCUGACCUGGGCGAAGCUGAAGCGGGAGGCGAAACCACGGUAGAAGAAGGUGAAGGCGAAGGAGAAGAGGGUGAUGAAGCGGAUCUUGAGCGCGAUGAAAAUGAUGGCGACGAGGAAGGCCUAGACGAAGGGGAAGGUAAUGGGGAAGAGACAGAAGAUGCGCAAGAUAUGGAAGACGAGGCAGAAGAACCUGAGGUCAUCGAGGGUGAUCCGACAAAGGAGAAUGCUUCCGAACCUGAGCCAAUGGAGACAUGA